This is a messenger RNA of Miscanthus lutarioriparius, 519 nucleotides long. Lineage: Eukaryota; Viridiplantae; Streptophyta; Magnoliopsida; Poales; Poaceae. The record is from the annotation of a GenBank genome assembly.
AUGGCGGUGGCUAAGUGGCGUCGUUCUCGGCUGGAUGAACGCCGCCGUGAUUUACAGCCGAAAUCCAUGGCGUCCGUACCUCGCUCUCCCGCAGCCAUGGACUACCACUCCCCUCCUCCAGGCAAUGAGGCAACCGCCAGAUUUGGCACUGAUCCAAGCUGUGAAGAAAGAAUCAGUCGCGAUGGCACCGUUGAUAUCGACGUGGAACUCUACAAGCUGGUCCACAAUAGUGAUAGUGACAUCGACAUUGUAUUUGCACUUCUGAUUUCUGAUUAUGCUCUUGCUCAGAAAGGUAAUAGCUUAGACAUCUAUUCCUUUUAUUUUGUGCUUAUACUGAUUCAUAUGGAUUCUGAACUGGCAAGAAAGAGCUCUUGCAGGACAACCUACCGUGCUCCCCUGGGUCAAACCCUGGACUGGACAGCAAAAACACCCUCUUUACCGGUAAAUUCCAACAACGAGGCCAGGUCAGGGUCCAUCACAUAUCUCAAGGUCCCAGCAGUAGAAAUAGAACAACAGUAA